Messenger RNA from Caenorhabditis elegans, 786 nucleotides. It is a transcript of the gene nspg-13, whose product is annotated as DUF19 domain-containing protein. The coding region runs from base 1 to 678 and encodes 225 amino acids. The record is from RefSeq and is marked reviewed. The transcript has 7 exons. NCBI's taxonomy places the organism in Eukaryota, Metazoa, Nematoda, Chromadorea, Rhabditida, Rhabditidae.
AUGUGGCAAGACCGGUGUUUGCCAUUUCUUGCGUUGAUUCUUGGAUUGUCAGGAGUCCAAUCAGCCGGUCUAAACUGUGACUCGACGGUUUAUUUUGAGUGCCAAACUGCUCUCAAUGCGGUUUUGAGCAUCAGCGACCCACAGCCAUGGUUUGACCCCGAAAACUUCCGCAAGGAGGUGGAGACAAACUACCAGGCUCAAGGACCCAGUGGAAUGCGUAAAGUUUGCAAAGCUUUCCGCGAGUUUAAAGUUUGCAUGGGCUCUGAAUACGCGAACUGCAUGUCUGCGGUCCAUUUUGUUUCUGUAUCGGCCACUCCAUUCAACGCUUAUCAAUUUGUUGGACUGUUCAACCAAAUGCACUUUGUCUGUGGAGCUGGAUUGCAAACAUACCUCCUUAAUGAGGGCUGUAUGUCAACUACUUGGAGAAGCCAAAGUGAUGUCCUGAGACAAUGCCGACUAGAUUAUGAGGUGAACAGUGACGUUGACGCAAAUCAGGCUUGCACACAAGCCAAUAAGUACUUGAUUUGCUUCGAAACUCAGUUCAAAAACAACUGUGGUGAAAAAUCAAACGAUGCCAUGUUCUGGGCUUGUGAAUACUCAAGAGUCAAUGUUUUUACUCGAUUCCCUCAAUGUGCAGCUAGAUGUGUUUUGCCAUAUAGCGGAGGAAUCAUCGGAUGAGUCGAAUAAAACGAAAUGAUGUCAGAUACAAACAAAUUAUUAACUUUUUGUCAUUCAAUCUUAACUAUGUAUUAUCAUUUGUGAUAAGAAUAAAUUUUUAUUACUGAG